Molecule: messenger RNA, 1035 nt
Organism: Aspergillus luchuensis
Lineage: Eukaryota; Fungi; Ascomycota; Eurotiomycetes; Eurotiales; Aspergillaceae
Exons: 3
Coding region: 1-1035 (344 amino acids)
Molecular function (GO): catalytic activity
Source: RefSeq, a predicted model, not a curated record
AUGGCUGAAUCUCAAAAGAUGAAGGUGGCCCUUGUGCGCUGCCCGCCACCAAACUGGCCGCUUCCUUUGCAGAACCGCGACUGGACUGGUAUAGAUAUCGACAUUUCACAAACAAUUGAAGUUGGUCUACGCCUAAUGCGCGAAGCCAAAGACGCCGGUGCCACCUUGAUCACGUUUCCUGAACUUUGGUUCCCUGGAUUUCCCAAAUGGAGGGAACAGAAUGACUGGAAGAAAACACAUCUGGCCUCCUACAUUGAGAACUCCCUGGAAAUUGGGAGUCACGAGUGGGAUACGUUGAUUGAUGGGAUCAAGUCCGUGGGUAUCUGGGCUGCUGUCGCAUUUUCCGAAAGAUCUGGGAACCAAAUCUAUAUGGCCCAGGCACUGAUCUCCGAAGCUGGCGAGGUGGUCAUGCAUCGUCGGAAACUGAGACCAUCUGGUUCAGAACGGGAUAUGUUUAGCGAUGGCACGGUCGACCAGCUCAGAGUGGUGAACACCCCCCUGGGUCGUGUUGGCAUGCUUCAGUGUGGCGAACACUUCUAUCCAAGCAUGAAUUUCGUCAUGGCUGCUCAGCGCCCGAAGCUCCAUAUUGGCGCAUGGCCCUUUGCUGCAAAUUUUGAUGACGACACCGAUAGCAUAUUCUACAAUGCCUCCCUCGUGACCAGGGGCGCUGGCUCUUAUGCCCUCAACAGCGGCGCAUAUGUCCUGAUGCCGUCGGUCGGCUACUGCUUCAUAUACGAUCCCCUGAUGCGUAUUGUAGCCGCCAUGGACAACAAUGUUGACUACCAGAAGCACCCUAUUUUGUACCACACAUUAGGAAUCAGUGACCUACACGGUACCCAGGAUCAUGACCCCGAUGCACAAGCUUCCUGGGCUGUUUUGCAGCAGCUCAACGAUGCAUUUCCAGCGACCAUACCUCACGAGCAGGGCUCGUUGGUGCCACGACGCGAGACAAGCAUACAAUACCUAACUUCCACCGAAAUGAAAUGGUCUGAAAUUGCCCCUGGAACUCCCUGGCCAGAGAAUCUUGCCCACUAG